Schistosoma guineensis is the source of this 20685-nucleotide messenger RNA. The record is from the annotation of a GenBank genome assembly. Lineage: Eukaryota; Metazoa; Platyhelminthes; Trematoda; Strigeidida; Schistosomatidae.
AUGAUGAUUUAUUUAACACGUUGGUCCAUGUUAUAUACAAGUCUAUACAUAUUAGUCUAUUUAAUUUAUCAAUCAAAAUUAAUAUGGACAUUAUCUAAUUCAUCUAUUUAUUCCUAUACAUAUACUACUUAUAUCCCAUCAGUAAUAUUCAAUAGUCAUGAAUUAGUAGUAAAUAAGAUUCAUCAUCAUCAUCAUCAUCAUCAUCAUCAUCCUAAACAAAUCCAGUUAAAUUGUCCAUUAAUUCAUGCCCAACAUGGUGAUUUAUUAAUGAUUUUUCAAUCAACUUUAUCUAUUCAUCAAGUGAUAUUAAAUGAGACCAAUUUAAAAGUUCAUUAUAUAUUGAAUAUUGAUCAUCGUGAUCAUAAUGAUUAUACUACUGAUUAUUGGUGUAAAUUACAUCGUACAAUGAAUAAUGAUUAUGUUAUCAUAUCAGAAAUUCAAUUAAUUCUUACAUCGAAUCUAACUUAUGAAACAUUUGUCUAUGAACGUAAAGAAACUCAAAUUGUUGAAGGUGUUUUAGGUGAGAAAUUAACAGUGACAUGCAAUCCAACAACUUCUCAAAAUAAUUGGAAUAACAAAAGCGUCGUCUGGUAUCGAUUACCUGGUUUAAAAAUUAAUGGACAAACCAGCCCCAAUUUAUACAUUGAUAGAUUGACAAUUGAUGAUUUAGGUACUUACUUCUGUUCCGAACAUUCAACAUCAUUACAUCGUAACUUACCAGUGCAAAAAAUUGAAAUAUGGUCACAUAAUUUUAUGUCAGAAAUUAAUUUUGGAAAAUUGAUUACCUCUGAGAAUCUAACCUAUUUCCAAUGCCCUAAUGUAUUCAAUGAAUAUACAUUUGUAAUAUGGGAAUAUCCUAUGGGUAAUGUAAUUGUGAAUGAAUAUGAUUAUAAAUUUCAACAUCCUUUACAAUUACAUCAUACUAAACAUCCAUUACCAAUAUGUCAAUAUGGUUGGAUUGAUCAAAUGAAUACAACAAUAGAUCAGCAUACUUAUUUAAAACGUUCACGUAGAUCCAUUGAAUCAAUUCCAUAUAUUACCAUCUCAAAAAGAAUUGAUCCUGAUGAUCCAACUGUUAUUUUACAAUGUCAUAUGCCGCCAAAUGAAGCAGAAAGUGUAUCAUUUAAUUAUCAAUGGUCAACAGUGGAAAGUGGAAAGAUUGGUGAUAGUGAAACAAUAGUUCGUCAACUAAUUAUUGAUCAUAUACCAGAUGAUGGUGUCAAACGAGAUACAUCAAUAACUUGUGAAGUAACUUCAUCUGAAACUGGAGAAAUUGUUGGUUCAAUUAAACUUGAUUUAGAACCUAAAUCUCUCAGUACAACUGGAAAGAUGGAAUUAUCUGAAACAACAACAGAGAUUUUCAGUUAUCGUAAUGGUGAAUCAUUGGAAUUACAUUGUGAAUUAGAAAAAGAUUUUGUUGGAACGGGAGAAAAUGUCGUCUGGACAUUCAAUGGUGGUACAUUACCAACUGGUACUAAUCGUUUAGAUAGAUUACGAACAAGUGUAAUUGUUAUUAAAGAAAUGGAAAAUAUUCAUGAAGGUCUUUAUGAAUGUCAACAAAAUUCGAAAAAAUUACGAGGUCAUAUCAUCAGAGCACCAACUAUUGUAACACUUAGUAUCCUACCAAAAGAAGAUGAAGCAUGGGCAAAUGCUGGUGAUAUUACAGAAUUUCAUUGUCGUUUAGAUGGUAGAGAACAUGGUAAUCAAUUAAUUGAUUGGUAUUUUAUACCAGAAGGUGAUGAUCGUGAAAUUUCACUACAUAAUGAUGUUAAAAUUGAUAAUCCUGAUGCAACACCAUCUACAUCAUUUUUAAGUAUAAUGAAUGUACAAAAAUAUCAUGAAGGUUUAUAUGUGUGUAGAGCAUUAAAUUUAAGAGAUACUGCUAAAUUAAUUGUAAAAACAAGAGAUUUAUCUGUAACUCCUGAAGAGGUUAAAGCACGUCCUGGAACAACUGUACAAUUUUUAUGUGAAUUAUCUACAAUUACCGGUAUGAAAGGUGGUAAAGUAUUCUGGAUGCGUACAGAUCGUCAAGAUUUACGUCCUGGUAAAGAAGAAGUGAUAGGAACAAAUGGUGGUAGAGCUUUAUUAAUUGUUAAAGAUGUUGGUCGAUUCGAUCAUAAUAUAUCUUACAUGUGUACAGAUGGUUAUAGCAAAGGUUAUGCAAAACUAUACGUCCAAGAAGUUUGUGCACCAGGAUUUCGACCAUGUGGUUCACAAGAAUGUUUAGAAGAGACAAAAUUUUGUGAUGGAGUAGUGGAUUGUGAAGAUGGUUAUGAUGAAAUUCCUUCAAAAUGUAGUGAAUGUGGAGUCAAUGAAAAUGUUUGUGGUAUUGUGAAUGAUGUGAAACCAUUGAAAAAUUGUUAUUUACAAUUUUGGCAUUGUGAUGGUGAAGAUGAUUGUGGUAAUAAUUAUGAUGAAUCUAAUUGUCUUGCACCAAGUGUUUAUGAUCAAUGCAAUGGUACACAUUAUACUUGUCCACAAGGUGACAAAAUGAUAGCUCGAGCAUUUAUGUGUGAUUCAGUGCCAGAUUGUGAACCAAACGGAGAUGAUGAAAGUGAAUGCAGUUAUCCAAGUAUCAUUGAACCAUCUGGAGAAACACAUUUAAUAGGUCAUCAAUCAGAAAAUUUAACUUUAACAUGUGUAGCAUAUGGUCGACCACCUCCUACUAUAAGUUGGAGAUAUAAUUGGGGACAUUUAAGAGAAGGUGUAAAACAUUCUAUUAAUUAUACAGUAAUAAAUUGUAAUAUGGCAAUAAGUCAUUUAACUUUAUACGAUUUGGAAUCACGUGCAAGUGGUUUAUAUACAUGUGAAGCUGUGAAUCGUGGUCGUGCAUUGGCACCAGACUUUUUAGUUAAUGUAGCUAAAGGUGGUAUUUGUAAAGCGCCACAAUUUAAUGAUGCGGCAUGGUUUGAUGAUAUGUGUUUAACAUGUUAUUGUUCAAAUGUAACAGAUAAAUGUACAAGUGUAAAAGGUUAUCGAAAAUCACCUCAUGAUCUAAUGUUCGACUAUAAAACAACUCCAAUCAUAUUAAGUACAUAUAAUCAAGAUGGAAGUGUUGAAGAAGGUCAAGGUGUAACUGAAAUUGACGGAGAUAUACUUCGUAUACCUGAUGUUCCUAAUGAAGCAACGUUUGUUGAAAGUGAUUUUAAUCUUUCAGGUUCAUGGGUGAAAUCUUAUGGAUAUGAUAUAAUAUUAAAUCUUCGUCUAUUUGGUGAAAGUUUAAAUUAUCUUCCUGGACCAUUUAUUAUCUUGAAUUCAACAGAUCGAUCAAUUUAUUGGUGUCCACCAAAUGAUCGUUUAUUAGUUCAUGCUAUACCAACUGGUUAUGAUAAUCGAAUUCAUAUACGAUUAACUGAACGUGAUAAAUGGUAUAUUGAUAAUAAAUGUAAACAUACAAUUGAACAAACCAUUGGUCGAUCUGGUUUUAUGCAAGUAUUAAGUAAUGUGAAAAAAAUUAGUUUACGUGUAAAAUAUUUUCAAGAUCAAACUACAUUAGAAUUAUUUAAUAUAAAAGUUGAACAUGCUAUUAAAUCAGAUGUACCAGGACAAUGGGUAGGAGAAAUUGAAGAAUGUAUAUGUCCACAUGGUUAUGAAGGUCUUUCAUGUGAGAAAUGUGCACCGGGUUAUCAAAAAGAUCCUGAUAAUCCAUUAAAAUGUCGACCAUAUUGUGCUUGUGAUAAAUGUGAUACUGAUGGAAAUUGUAUUGAAUGUCCAGGAAAACGUGCUGGACCAAGAUGUCAACAAUGUAAAGAUGGUUAUUAUAGACCAGAUAAAAGUUUAUUAAUAACAGAUUGUCAACCAUGUGAUAUGUGCGGAAAUAAUUUACCAUAUGUUGUCAAGACAUGUCAAUUUAAUCCACAAGCUGAUGAUGAUUAUUUUUGUAAAUGUCGAAUAAGUGAAGAUAAUAAAUUAAUAAAUCCUAAUUGUGAUCGUUGUCAAUUAGCAAUAGAUAGUGGUGAGGAAUUACCAGUUGAUGCAAAAUGUGAUACUAAAGCACAACCAAUUGAUUGUCAUUAUCAUGGAACUCAAUUAACAUCAGAUAAUGGAGAUUGUCAAUGUAAAACUGGAUACACUGGUGUAAAAUGUGAUGAAUGUGAAGAAGGCUAUUUCAAUUAUAUGGGACAAUGUUUACAAUGUUAUUGUUCUGGGAAAACAUCAUCAUGUCGUUUAUCAGAUGAACAUUAUUUCUGGAAUAUAACAACGGAGGAUUCAGCUGGUUUCGGUUUUAAUGUUUGGCUUGGUCAACGAACCGAUAUAGGUGGAUUACAACGUAAUGAAUAUACACCAGAUGGAAAUCCACGUAUUGAACGUGAAUUAGAUAAUUUUUAUGUUAAAUAUCCAUUAAAUAAUAAAGGAAUAAUUCAUUUUGGUAUUAAUCUAAUUCCACCUAAACCAUCAUCUCUAACACAAAAUGAUGUAGCUAUUUAUAAAUAUAUAUAUGGCGGUAAAAUGUCAUUCAGAAUUGAUUCUAUCAAAUUGAAUCCAAAUGAAUUAACUCAACGUGAAGCAAGUGUUGUUGUAGAACUUGAGUCACCUCGUUAUGGACGUAUAUGGACAUUAGCAACAUAUAAUUUAACAACCCAACGUUAUGAAAUAGAAUUUCAUGAAAAUUGGUGGCCAGGUGGUUGGCGUUUUGGUACACCAUUAACAUUAUAUGAUACACCAAUGAGUUUAACAAGAAAUCAAUUAUUAAGAUUCUUAAUAACAACAACAAAUAUUGGUAUUAUAACAAGUAGUGGAAAUAGUGAAUCAUUAAAUGAUAUCAAAUUAUCUGGUAUAUCAAUACAAGUUAGUAUACCAAUUAAAACAAAUGAACGUCAAUUAUUUGCUAAUGAACAAGGUUUAGCGAAAGCACCAGUUGAAAUAUGUGAUUGUCCAAAUCAAUCAACUUCAUCGAAUGAACGUGAAUUAUCACCAAGUUGUGAAGGUUGUACUGAUCUAUCAAAACAAACGGUUAUUCGUUUAGAACCUCUUGGUGAAGAUGUUCAAUGUGGAGGUUGUUUAGGUGAUAAAUGUAAAGAAUGUUCUGAAGGUGAAUAUAUUUAUGAUAUAUACAGUGGGAAACGUUUUGAUUCAUGUCAAAAAGCUGUUACCAUUGAUACUAAAUCACGUCGUGUUAUUGUCAAAUUACGUGAACCAAUUAAUUUAAUUUGUAAAGCUACAUCCUAUCGUGGUGGUCUAGUAACACAUGAAUGGAUUACACCAAAUAAUGAAUAUGCUAGUCAACCAAUUAUUAGUCGACAAUAUUUAACUAAACCUAAUUAUUAUAAUACUAAAGAGAAUUUGACUACUUAUCAAUCAGAAGCUUUAUUACAAAUUAAAUUUGCUAAACCAGAAGAUGCUGGUGAAUAUAAAUGUAUUGCAAAAGGAAUUGGAACUGAAGUAAAAGAAACAUUUUAUGUUGUAGUUAUUGAUCCUAAUGUUGCAUCACCACCUGAUGUACCUGAAGAUGAUGAAAUCAAUCGAAAAUUCCCAUUACCUACACCGCCAAUACUUGAUCCACCAGUUUUAACAGUUUAUGAAAUAAAAAAAGAUCCAGAUAAUCCACAAAUAACACUAAUUAGUGGUCAAGUGAAACCUGAAAUUUUAGAUACUCAUCAUACAAUUUGGUAUUCUAUUAAUGGAACUCUUAUUCCUGGAAAAACUGAAAUUACAGAUACUGCACGUGGAGCAUUUACAGUUCAAUUAUCAAUACCAUAUGAAACAAUUAAAUUAGGAAAUGAUUCAAUUAUAGGUUAUUUCAUAGGUAAAGAUCCUGUUUAUACACCUCAAUGGACAAGAAUGAUGGAACCAGUUAUUAUAGAUACAGAAGCAGAUGAAAUUACCCCAGAUGAUAUUAUUAAUCCACCAACUGAGAUAACUAUUCCAUUUAUGCAACCAUAUAUUGUGCAAGUAAGAACAAAACCAGGUAAAGAAGAUAUUAGUGUUAAUUGGAAGAAAAUUGGACCACUUCCUGAAACAAUAAAAGAAAAGAAAGAUGAUGACGUAAAGAUAUUAGAUUCUGAUUCAACUCUUCCUGAAGGUACAUCACAAGAUAAAACGAAUUUGAAUAUUUGGGCUGCUGCUGAACAACAUGAAGGAAUUUAUGAAGGAAUUGUUUUACGUGAUAGAGAUGGUGUUGAAGUUAAACGUAUUCAAACAAUAAUACGUGUUCAACCAAUGACUAGUGGUAGUAAAACAGAAUUAGGUCUUGCUGAAGCAGCUGAACCAAUUGAAUCUGAAGUUGAUGAUGACGAUGAUGAGAAGGAAGAAGAACCGCCAACAUGGGAUUUUAUCGUUGGAGGUUUUACUCCUGAUGCUAAACAUUGUGAAACACCUACUUGGACAAUUGUUGAUUAUCAGUUAAACAAAACCACUGAUAUAACUAACAAAGUGAUUCGUACAUCAAAUGAAAAUUUCCGUGUUAAUUAUCCAUUAACAAGUGGUUUAUAUUUACGAUUUCAAUGUAAACCAAUUCCAAUGAGUAAUUUAACUGGUGAAAUUAAAUUUAAUAUAUCAUCACCGGAUCCAAGAAUUAUUCUUAAACCUAUUUAUGAUAAUCCAGACUCAACAUUUCCAACAAGAUUGGUUUGUAUGGAUUUGAAUCCGGAAUAUGAUUCAUCAGUGAAUCUUAGUUCAUCAUCAAUGAGUCAAGAAAUGAUAUCUCAUGCAAUUACUUCAAGUGAACAAAAACUUAUUAUUCGAAAAGGUGAUAUACCUCCUAUACGUCGAUUAGAAAUGGAUUGGAGACGUAUUGGUGAAUUUGAUCCAUUUAAUGAUGAUGGUUAUUUUACAUGUUUUGUAAAUAAUACUGAAACAAAUGGAUCAAAAACUAUCAAAUUACCAAGUGAUAAAGUACCUAUUCAAUUACCGGAGGAUCCAUUUACCCGGUUGUAUAUAUAUUCACCGGAUACUUAUGUUGUUCCAGAACUUGAUGGAAGCGCAAAAAUAAUGAUUCCUGAAGGUGAACAAUUACGUAUUUAUUGUGUAUUUGAAGCUAGACCUUCAAGUGAAUUUCAUGGUUGGCGUGGAACAACUACAGAUAUUGAAAAUAAUCUAAAAAUUGAACAUCGAAUUUAUUCAUCAUUAGCACAAACAGAUCAUGUUAAUUUAAACUUAGAUGGACAAAAAAUUGAAUGUGUCUAUGGUGAAAGAACUAAACCAGUCGAAAUAUCUGUUAUUCAUAAGGAUGAACGAAAACUUCAUGCCAAAAUAUUGAGUGAUGCAUUUAUAAAUGAUCGUCUUGUCGGUAUUACUGGAAGUGAUAUGAAUUUGACAUGUGAUGUUAAACAUACAACUAGAAAACCAGUGACUAUAGAUAGAAUUGAUUGGUUUGUUCAAUAUCCUAAUGGAAUAAGACGUGAUAUAAAACAUACACAAUUAGCAGAUAGUUUAUCAACUGGUCCUCAAGGUGAAUGGAUAUAUUUUACCAAGUUAACUGAUAAACCACAAGGUUUAAAUAUAUUUUGUGUUGUACGUUUAGAAGAUAUACAAAAAGCAACACAAGCCUAUUAUUCUUCACCACAUAUUAGUUUAUGGUUACGUGAACCAAAAGUAUUAGUCUCUAUUGAAGGACAAGAUCCUACAGGUAUAAUUACUGGCAUUGAAACAAAAACUGCUCAAAUUAAAUGUAUUGUUAAAGAUGCAUGGCGUAAUAAAACUGUAGAAGAAGCUGAUAUUGCAUGGGAGACAAAAGUUACAUCAAUUCAAGAAGAAUUGUCUAAUAGUAAUGAAAGAGCUAGACCACAACCAUCACCAAAUGAUUUACCAAUGUUAGGUGCUAAAGCUCUAUAUGAUACAAUGGUUAUAGCAGGUCUACGUAGACAACCUAAUUGGAUAGCUAGAUUUCGAUGUAAAGGAACCGAUUUAAAAACUGGUGCAUAUGGAUAUUCUGAUUAUGUGAAAUUAGAAGUUCUAGCUGGUGAUACUUUGGAACAAAUUCCUAAACUUCGACUUGUUAGUCAUACUGAUCCAAAUUCCCCUUAUCCAAAUAAGGUGGAAUGUAUUGAUGAUAAUGAAAAGUAUGAAUCACAAGUAACUUGGACCCGUCAAGAUGAACCAAUUGAUCCAGCACAAAUAACAACAACUCCUAAUAAGGCUGUAUUAAAAUGGACACAUAAUGGAAUAGAUAAAUUUGAUCCUAGAAUGGAUGCUGGUAUUUAUACAUGUCGAUCAAUAAAUUCAUAUUCAUCAUCAGUGAAACAAGUAUAUAUUCCAUAUGAUUUAAUAGCGACAGAUUAUGAAACACCAAUCACUCCUGAAGUAAGAAUAUUAUCGAAUGUCAAUGAAAUAUUCCAAGAUUCUGGUGAUCGUUAUGUUCGUGUUAUUCAAGGGCAACCAUUUGAAUUAAUUUGUACAUUCUAUGGACAUCCUCCACCAGAAGGUGGUUUACAAUGGUCAAUUGAUAGAUUUAAUGGAACUCGUAAUUCUUUAAGUUCGCAUUGGUUAUCAAUGCAAGGUUUAAUUAUACAUUCUGGUCGUCAUUAUUGGACAACAAUUGGUUCACCACAAUUUGAUGCUCUAGGUAGACAUACUGGUGUAUUUCAAUGUACUGCAUUGAAUUCUAUUGGUCAGAUAAUUGAAAGAGAUCAAGUUCGAGUAGAGCUUCAUAAAGUCUAUGUACGUAUUAAUGAAUUGAGUGAAUCCGGUUUAAUUGAAAAUCAGAAAGGUUCUAAUGGUACAAUUACAUGUAAUGCAUAUGAUGGUUACUUACAGUUUAUUCUACCGGAUGCAACUUAUACAUGGGAAGUGGAACGUAUUAAUGGUGAACGUGUUCAUCCAAAUCUAAUUGCUGAUCAAAUUGAAUUGAAUAAUAAUCAAUUGUAUUAUCAUGGUUUAUCGCCUACAGCAAAUAAAUUAAGAAUACGAUGUAUUGCAUCGAAUGAUACAGCUCGUUACAUUUCACCAGAUUUCAGUUUUCGAGUAUUUGGUGGUGAUAAAGCUGAACCAGUGAAAACAUCAGAUAUUGAACCAGGUGGAACAAGAUGGAUAAGUGGAGAUGGUGAAGAAAGAAUCACUUUGAAAAUUGGUGGAAAAAAUGAUUUAACUAAUCAUGUUACAAUUAAAGAUGGUGAAAAUGUUCAAUUAAAUUGUACUGCUUAUGAUACAGUAACUGGAAAAGAAAUGACUGAUGGAAAUCUUCAUUUUGGUUGGAGAUUACUUGGUAUAUAUGGAGAAACAGUUCCAGAAGCUGGUUUAACCAGACAAUCAAUACAAUCUUAUACAAUAAACAAUGGUAAUACUGGGGUAUUGACUAUAGAAGAUACACGACCAUCACCAAAUCUACCACAACCAAGUGCACGUAUUCAAUGUUUAGCUACAUCAUAUAUUGAUGGGGUUACAUAUUAUAGUACACUUGUAGAUUUAAUAGUUUAUCCAGAAGAAAUCCCAGUAGAUCAUGUAAAAGAUGUGAAAGAUCGAGAAAAAUUGAAUCGUCUUUCUGUAAGUGUCGUUGGUCUAGAUGAUCGUGGAAGACUAUCAGGUACUGAAGGUUCUUCAGUAAAAUUAGAAUGUAUUGCUACAGAUCGUUCAACUAAACAACAUACAAAAGAAUCUGUAAUUUACGGUUGGGAAUUCAGUCGUUUAGAUGGUACACCAGUUGAUACAACAUCAUUAAUUGGAAUAGGAGAUAGUCGAUUAGAAGUAAAUGAAAAUCAAUUAAUUCUACAAGGAUUAAAACAAACAACAUCAAUUCUUGGCCGUUGUCGUGUAAUAGUUCCAUCGGAAGACUCACUUGAUGAAGAUACUCAAUUAUCUCGAAGUGAAGAAGUAUUUUAUUCUCCACACUUUCGUUUCGAUAUCAUUGAUAGUGAUGGUACUGGACGUAGAGAUUUUAUUGCACCUAUGCAGCCAAUUGCGACAACAAAAGACAGUGAUAUUUUCAUUAAAGUUGAUGGAUUAGAUGAGAAUGGAGCAUUAUCAGCUGAUAAAGGAGAAAGUGUAGAAUUAAACUGUAUUGCAAUGAAUCAAACAACAAAUGAACCAAUUACUGAAGAGACACUAACAGAUAUAGAAAUUAAUUAUGGCUUAGAAGUGAUACGUUUGAAUGGAUUACCAGCUUCUACGUUGGAAUUAGCUAAAAAUAUUGAUAUAGACCCAGAAACUGGUAAAAUAAAAUUGAAUGAACUACGUAGUCAUUUGAAUGGUAAAGAUGUUAGAAAUCGUAUACAAGCUCGUUGUAUAGCUGAAAUCAAUUAUAAAUCAGAUAAAUAUCCUGAUCAAGGUUUACAACGUUAUGGUAGUCCAUAUUUCUUAGUCAAUAUACCAAAAGAUGUAGAAGCCUUGCCAGAUUAUAUAGAUGUAACACAUUCAAGAUAUGAAGUAACUGUUGGCGGAUUAAAUAAUCAAGGUGUGUUAAAAGUACAACCUGGACAGAAUAUUCAAUUAAAGUGCAUUAUUCGAGACAAAGAAACUGAUACACUAAUGGAUACAUUAACACAAAAUCAAUUUAUUGGAUGGCAAUUUCCUGCAUUACCCAGUGGUCAUCAAGUAAAUAUGGGUGAUUUUGCUACACGUUCUAAAGUACAAAAUGAUGAAUUACAUUUAGAAAAUAUACGUAAUGAUUAUCCAGAAAAUUUACAAGGUCGUUGUUGGUUUGAUGAUGGUUUCAUGCAUUUUUAUUCACCAUUCUUUCCUAUUGUUCCACCAAGUAGUGUAACAGAUGGUCGAGUACGAGUGGAAGUACAAGAAAUUGGAACCAGAGAUCAAAAAGAAUAUUUAUGUACUGCUUAUGAUUCAAGAACUGGUAAACGUUUAUCAAAUGUUACUUAUGAUUGGAAAUUCACUACACCUAAUGAUGAAACCAUUCCAACUGUAUAUUAUUUCAAUUCAAUUGAAAGUUAUAAAAAUCGAUUAAAAUUAGGUUUAUUAAAUACUCAUAUUCAAUUAGCGGAACAUUUGAAAUCAAUUCAACGUAUUGAAGGACGUUGUAUUGUAUUAGCUAAACAAUAUAUUGAUGAUACUACUAUACCUAUGGAUAAUAUGAAUGAUAAAGAGAAACAAAUAAAGAUUAAUAUAUAUGAAUCAAGACCAUUUGUUAUUAUUAAUCCAUUGGCAAUAGAUCCAAAUGAUUUAUUAACUUCACCUGAUUCAUUUCCUAAAAGUCAUCGGUUAUAUGCUACUGUAGAUGGAGUAAAGAAUGGUGCAGUUGUUAGUCCAGUAGGAUCAACAGUUACUUUAACUUGUCAAGUUUACGAUUCUAUCAAUCAAAUACCAGUUGAAAAUUUAAAUUAUAAUUGGGAAAUAAAACGUCGUGAUGGUACACCAAUUGAUACAGCUGUAUUAGCUAGAGAUUAUAUUAAUGUGAAAGGUCCCGGUGGUAAUACAUUAAUUAUUGGUAAUCUACGUUUAUUAUCAGCUGGAUUAAUUGGAAGAUGUAUUGUAACUAAUGAUAGUUUAACAGAUCCAACUAUAUCAGAUAUUGGUUUAUUAGGACCAAAUGAAAAGAUUUAUUCACCAUCAUUCGAUUUUAUUAUAACUGAUGAAACUUCAUCAGGAUCAUCAGAUGAUGUUAGUUAUGAAGGAAAUAAAGAUUAUGAAAUAGAUGGAAAAGAUUAUGAAGUUGUUAUUGAAGGUCUAGAUGAAGAUGGACGAUUAAAAGUAUCUAAAAAUGAUAAUAAAACAUUAACUGUAUUCUUAAAACAUAAAGAAACAGGUGAACAAAUCUAUCCAAGUCCACCAAAUACAUGUGCUGGAGUUGAAACUCGAUAUUUAAAUGGUUAUCCUGUACCACUUUCAUAUCUCGCUGAUACAUAUGAAUUUCAAUCAGAUAAUGGAAAAUUUCAUUUAUAUCAUAUGAAAGAGCCAAAUAUUUCACCAUUAGUACAAAUGCGUUUUAUUAUUGAACAAAAGAAAUUCGAUGAAGAUGGUAAACCAAAAGAUGUAAUUCGUUAUGCAUCACAAUAUAUUGAUUUACUUCCAAGAAAAGACGAUCUACCUGAACAAGUUCCAAUGGAGAAAAUUUAUCCGAUUAUUGAUGGUUUGAAUAAUUGUGGUAGAUUACCAUUAGCUAUUGGAAAUAAUUUAACUUUAAUAUGUCGUCCAAAUGAUACACGUCUAUUAUCAGAACCUCUAUUAUAUGAUUGGGAAAUAAGAGAUAUGUAUGGUCAUGUAUUACCACGUGUGAAUUUAUUAGCUAAAUCAAUUAAACAAGAAAAUAAUCGUUUAAUAUUAAUUGGAAUAAUGGAACCAAGUAUUAAAUCAUAUGGUCGUUGUAUCAUUAUGAGAAGAACUGGUAUACAAGAUCGUUAUAGUUCCGAAUAUUUUGAAAUUGGAGAACACGGUUUAGAAUGUGAACCAAGUGGACCACAAAUUAUUACUGAUAUACCUGGAUAUAUACCAAAACCAAAUGAACGAUAUGAAGUUCUUAUACGAAUUGUUGGUUUAAAUGAAAUGGGUGAAGUGAUUGCAAAACCUGGUGAUGAUAUUUCAUUAAAAUGUUUAGCAUUGAAUGCUAGUACUAAAGAACCAAUUCCAAAUGUUUCAACUGGAUGGAAUUUUAUGAAUGAUUAUGAAGAAACAAUACCAAUUGGUAAAUUAGCAUCGAUUGUUCAAUUAAAUGCUGAUAAUGAAUUACAAUUAACAAAUUUAUAUGAAAAUCCAAAUUCACGUGGUCGUUGUAUGAUAACAUUAGAUCAAAAAGUCACAUUAAGUUCACCAUAUUUUAAAUAUCAUGUCAUUGGAGAUAGUGUAUCACCUCAUAUACCAAUUAGUCCAUCAUAUUCAGAUAAACGUGUUCGAGUUGAAAUUAGUGGAUUAAAUGAACAAAAUCAAAUUAGUGUUACACGUGUUGGAGAUGAUGCAACAUUAAGAUGUCAAGCAAUUGUAGUAGAUACUAGUUCACCUUUAUAUCCAACACAUGGUAUACGUUAUGGAUGGGAAUGGCGUUACACUGAUGAAGAUCCAGUUUCAACUAGUAAUAUUGCAGUAAGCUUAGAAACAAAUGGUGAUCGUUUAGGAUUACGUGGUAUACGUCCACCACCUGGUACUAAAGGACGAAAUGUUAAAGGACGUUGUAUUGUUCAUGUACCAGCACAACAAAUUGAUCCUUCAUUAUCAGUUAGUGAUGAAUUGGUCUAUGGUUCAGAUUUCUUUUCAAUAGAUGUUGCAAGAAAACCAACAACUAUUGAUCCACAGUUAAUUCCGAUCCCAGGAAGAGAAUCAGAUAAUAUUGAAAUAGCUGUCGAUGGAUUGGAUAAUGAAGGUUAUUUAGUUGGCAAUGAAAAAGAAAGCGCCAGUGUUGUAUGUGAAGCUAGAAAUCGUACCACUAAACAACGAUUAUCAACAGAAGGUUUACGAGCAGAAUAUGAUGUGAUGUAUGGAUGGGAAUUUUCUGAUGUAACUGGUCGUUCAGUAGAUUCUAGUUUAUUCGCUAAUAGUGUAUCAAUGGAUUCAUCAGGAAAUUUACGUUUAAGAGAUUUAGUUGCACCAAAUCGUGGUAAUUUACCAUUUAAAAUUAGAUGUACCGCUGUUGUUAGUAAACGACCAAGUAUACCAGAUGAAAAGCCAUCUUCACCAAAAUUAUAUACAUCAGAUUAUUUUGGAAUGGAUGUAAGACGAAGUGAUGGUACAUCAACAAGAACUGGUGAAGAAGUUGACAUCAAAGGAAGUUUGAUCAAAGUGAAAAUUGAUGGUUUAAAACCAGAUGGAACAUUUACAACUCAGCUUGGUGAAAAUGCGAGUAUUAUGUGUACAGCUGUUGAUUCGAACACUGAUGAAACAGUUCAAGAUGUAAUUAUCGGAUGGGAUAUACGACGUUCAAAUGGAGCGAUUAUUAAUUUGGGUAUAUUAGCUGAUCAAGUUAUGCAAGAAUCGAAUAAACUUCAAUUCUAUUCAAUGAAAUCACUUAAUUCAUUUGGUGACGAUAUUCAUGGAAGAUGUAUAAUUUAUCGGGGUAAUCAGAUUUAUCGAUCGGAUUACUUUAAAAUUAAAGUAUCCACUUUACCUAAAGAGGUGGAUGUUGAAGGUGAUGGUCGUAUACUGGUACGUUUAGUGGAUAUUUCACCAACGGAUCGUAAAAUUUUAUUGAAAUCUGGUGAAUCUGAAACGAUUCGUUGUAUUGGUAUUGACGCUCGAACUGGUGACCGAGUAGAUGAUUUAAAUUAUGGAUGGGAUUAUUAUUAUACUCAAUAUGAAAUAUCAUCAUCAUCAUCCUCAUCAAUAACAUCACCUAUUCGUGGUUCACUUGGUCCAUUAGUUUCUAAAUUAGAAGAAUCACCUGAUGGUUAUUUAUCGAUUUUAUUAAAUGAUGAUUUAACUCAAAAAGAUGGAGCUUAUUUAAGAUGUCGUUUAUCAAAUGGUACAUCAAUUUAUACAUCACCAUAUUAUCGAUUAGUUACUGAAACUGAUGAAGAAGUAUCAGAAGUUAUUCCAGUGAUCACUCCUAGAUAUUUGAUUACUGUACAUGGUCUAGACAAAGAUGGUCAACUUCAAAUUAAACAAGGAGAUAACGUCUCACUGGAAUGUUCUGCUAUUGAUAUGACAACAAGAAAACCAGCUGAAAAUGUCAUCUAUAUAUGGGAUUUCCAAGAGCCUGGAGUAUAUCAUCCAAAAGCAGAUUUUCAAUUUAUACAAAAUCAGUUAACAAUCACUAAGCUAGAUUCAUUAUCUGGUACUGUUAAAGGACGAUGUAAAGUUUCUUAUAAAGGAUCAAAUAAAUGGGAUAGUUCACCAGAUUUCUUAAUUCAUUUGGAGAAAGAUAUCAUAGAACCUGAACGCAAACCACCAACAUUAGAUGAUGUAGAAAAACUGAAGGAAUAUGAAGAAAGUAUCAAACAGAAAGGUAUCAAAGAAGCUGAUGAUACAGAUGAUCGUAUCCUUGUUACUGUGAACGGUUUAAAUGAUGACGGGAAUUUGAUUGGAGCGGUUAAUGAUGAAAAAACACUUAGUUGUAAUGCUGAAGUUAAAGAAGGUGUAAACUCUGCAAUACUUUCCUACAAUUGGGAAUUGAUGGAUUCCAAUGGAAAUUUUAUAUCAUUAAGUCAUUUAGCUGAUGAUGUUAGUCUAUCUAGUAGUGAUGGUGUAUUACGUUUAAAUGGUUUACGUGUUAGUAAAUUAUCAGAACAAGGCAAUUUAAAAGGACAUUGUUUUGUGAUUGCUAAUAUCACCAAAACAAUUAUCAUGUUAGAUGGGAUAGAAAAAGAGAAAACUGAACAACUUCUAUAUGAUUCAAAAAUGUUUGGUAUUGCUAUUACAGAAGAUGGUACUUAUACAGGACCUAUUGGUGGAUCAGAUUUGAAUAGUAAUAAAGUUCGUGUUGGCGUUGUUGGUUUAACAACAUCAGGACAAUUGACAGCAGAGUCUGGUGAUAAAGUGAAUCUUCAAUGUUAUGCAAUUGAUGCACAAACUAAUGUACCAUUAUCAGAUGCUAUAUAUGCUUGGGAAAUUCGUGAUCGUAAUGAUCAAUCUAUAAUGACUGAAACAAUAGCUCAAAUUGUAUUACGUUCAAUCAAUGUAAUUAGUUUUAUACAUCUUCGUCCAACCGAUCAUUUACAAUGGAGUAAACAUUUAUUUGGACGUUGUUCAGCUUAUAGUCCUGAAAAUAAACAUAUAUAUUAUUCAGAUUAUUUCCAUAUCAAUGUUCGUCAACCAUCGAUUGAUGGAAAAACUGGACCCGACAAUCAUAUACACGUUGAGGUUACAGGAAUUCCUUCGAAUGGUGUUUUAUCAGCAGAAGAAGGCGACAAUGUAAACUUGGAAUGUCGAGCUGUUAAUAUUACAGAUAAUACUCCAAUUACUUCGACUGAAGCAAUUUAUCAUUUUCAAUUUGAUGAAGCUGCACCAGAUAGAGAUGAUACAUAUGGAGGUUAUUUAGCUGAUGAAAUUAUACAAGAACAAUUAUCUAAUGAAAUUGGAGGUAUUCAAUUAACAUUAAAUGGAAUGAAAUAUGGUAAAUGGCAUAGAGGACGUUGUGUUGUUACAUUAAUACAAAAAGAUUAUGAUAAAGAAUUAAAAGAACCAAUUAAACGUUAUACAUCGAAAUAUUUUUGGUCAGAUAUUAGACAUAAAGGUGAAGUACAACUUGAAGGAUUUGAUCCAAAGAAACAGAUUACAACUAUUCAGGGUAUAACGUAUGAUCCAAAUGUUCUUGUCAAAGUUUAUGGUACAAAUCCAAAUGAUACAAUCACUGUGAAACCUGGUGAAAAUAUCGAAUUAGAUUGUUAUGCACUUGAAUCAUCAACUGGUGAGCCAAUAAAAGGUAUGAAUUAUGCAUGGGAAUUGCGUACUUAUGAUAAUCAACCAAUACAUACAAAUCGUCUUGCUAAUCAACUAUUAAUCGGUACUAAUCUAUCGGAUAAUGGACAAAAACUUCAACUAAAAGGUUAUCGAUCCAGUGGUGAAGGUAUACGAUUAAGAUGUUUGGCUAAAGGAACUGAUCAAGUAGAAAAUAAGAUACGUCAAGAUCAAACUUAUGCAUCACCAGUUUAUACAUUUGAAACUAUUAAACACUUUGAAGAUAUUGACAAGAAACCUGACAUUGAAAGAAAGCGUUAUGAACCAAGUCAAUUACAUCCUGAAGUUGUUGGACUUAAUGCUGAUGGAACAAUGACAGCUAAAGAAGGUGAAGAUGUAAAACUUCAAUGUCAAGUUGUCGAUUCAUCUAAUGGAAUUCCAAUCAAAGAUGAACAAUUCAAUAUUGGUUGGACAAUAGCUACUGGACCAGAUGGACAACCGAUACCAUUUAAUAAUUUAGCUAAUACAAUCCUUAUUAAUAAUGAUGAAUUCAAUUUAAAUGAAUUAAAGUCAACAACACUCAAAUCUGGCGGUUUACGUGGUUAUUGUUCACUUUAUUUAAAUGAAGAUCAAUUGAUCAGUCCAGAAAAAUAUGAAAAUCAUACAGUGAUAUUAAAUUCUGAUGUAUUUGUUAUACAUGUCAAUGCAAAACAACCAGAUACUCAUAUAAUAGAUUCCAAUAUUGAAGAUGAGAAAACACCAUAUAGACAAUGGAUACCAGGGAAAGAUCCUAAAGAUGCUGUGAUUGUAAAAGUUUAUGAAUUACGACCAGAUGGAAGUGUAAUUGUACCACCAGGUGGUAAUCUAAAACUUAAUUGUUUAGCUCUUGAUGCAGUUCGUUUAAGACGACUUACUUCUACUGAUCAAAUACCACCACUUUUCACUUGGGAAUUACGUUCAAGUAUUGGUGGUCAACUAAUACCAUAUACUGAACAAGCUAGUGGUUCUAUAAUUAUAAAACAACCAUUAAAAGAUCCGAAAACAGCUGAAGAAGUUGGUGUUAGUACAAUGGAAUUACAAACUAUACGAUUACCGGUUGAUGCUCCAAAUGGUGUAUGGAGUCGAUGUGUUGUACAAAUAGGUCAGCAAGUAUUCACUUCACCAUAUUUUCAUAUUCAAUUACAAAAAGAAGCUACCAUAGAAACAUAUUCACCAUUACCAAAAUCAUAUUGGUCUGAUGAUAAGAAUAUUGAAUUAAUUGUAAAAGGAUUAGAUGCUGAUGGGAAUAAAAUUGUUCAAGAAGGUUCAAAUAUUGAAUUAACAUGUGAAGCACGAAAUACAAAAACUCAAGAAAUAUUAAAAGAGGAUCAAAUUUUAAUUGGUUGGCAAUUUAUUGAUCCUGAGAAACAUACCUAUUUAAUUCCAUGGUCUAAUAAUGCACAAAUGAGUGGGAAUAAUUUAACCUUAAAAGAGAUUGAAAUACCAGGUGAACAAGAUUACCGUUGGAAUGUAUGGGGUUAUUGUGUUGGUGAUAUUCAAGAUGAUAAUCGUAUAAAACAUUAUCAAUCAGAACCAUUUAAUAUAGGUGUAAUAUCUGAAGAAAUUAGUGAUAUGACUACAGGUACCCCAUUAAUAAGAAAAGAUGGUGUUUAUGUUCAAGUUCAAGGAAUAUCUGAUGAUGGAUUAUUUACUGCAACAGAAGGUAGUGAUGGAGAAUUAAUGUGUCAUGCAAUUGAUCAUAAUACUGGUCAACCAUACAUUAACAGUAAAGUGACUUAUGGAUGGGAUUGGCGUCAGAUCGAUGGUGAAUUAGCUGAUAUCAGUGAAAUUGGUGAUAUAAUAACAACUGAAGGAAAUAAAAUGAAGAUUACAAAUAUUAAAUAUAAUACACCAAAAAAAGGUCGAUGUCUUAUAACAAUAUGGCCUAAAGAAGAUAACUUCACUGAACAAUCACCACAGACAUAUUCAUCUGAUCUAUUCUUUACAAAUAUACAACCAUUGAAUACAGUUCCUAGUCUACAACCAGAGGAAAUACUUCCAGUUGAUGUAUCAGAUGAUAAAGUGAUAAUUGACAUUAUACCUAUGGAUAAUGAUAAACAACAAAUUAGUUUAACUAUAAAUGAUGAUAAAACUGAUGAGAUUCGUGCUAUUGCAAAAUUACCUACAACUGAUUCCCCAUUAGAUGAUACAACGAAUCCACAAUUAAUUCGUUAUUCAUAUGAUUUAGCAUAUAUUAGUGGUUUACCAGCUCAUACUGGUGAAUUAGGUGAAUCAAUAUUAUUCAAUAGUAAAAAUGGUAGUUUAAUCAUAAUGAAUCCACAUUAUACAACGAAACCAUUGAAAAUACGAUUUAAUGUUAUUGUGAAAUCUAUUGAUGAAUUGAAUAAUAAUGCAAAUGAACAAGAACCAAAUGAAUUAGAUAAUAAACAAAAGGAAUCUAAUUAUCCAUUGAAAAGAUAUCGAACAGAUUAUUAUCCUAUUGUUAUUAUAUCAGCUAAUGAAAGUGAAAUACCAAUUUGGUCAAAACAUCCUGUACCGGUUUAUGAUAUAAGUGGUAGAUCAAUCAAGGUACAAAUUGAUGGGCUUGAUGAUAAUGGCAAUGCAGCUGGAAUACCUGGAGAAGAUUUGAAAUUAACGUGUUUAGUAUUAGAUAAUUUUGAUUUAGAAGUAGAUUUAAAAAGUUCCAGUUAUACAUGGCAAUUUAUUGAUCUUUAUAAUAAUCCAAUUAAUCCUAAUCGAAUUGGUCAACAUGUUGAAAUACAAAAUGGACGUAUACUUUAUAUUAAACAUUUACAUCAAUCUAUUAUACAAGAUCAUAUACGUGGUCGUUGUAUUAUUAUUAUGAGUGUACCAAUUCCAGUAGAUAUUGAAUUAAGAGAUGAUUUACCACCGAUUCAAGAAUAUGGAUCAUCAUAUUUUAAAUUUACAAAAAAGAUCACAACUGAUCAAAGUAUACAAGAAGGUGAAGAAUCAGCUGUAACUAUUGUGACAGAAUCUAUUGAAGAAACAACUACAUCCGUCAAAGAAGAAGAAGAAGAACAAGUAACCGAAUCAAUACAAGAUCGUAAUUUCCAUUUGAAGAUUGAUUCUUCAACAAAUACCAUUUAUCCUAUGGAUAAAUCAAAGUAUACAAUUCUGGCACGUGUUCAAAGAGCAUUAGACUUAAGUUGUCAAGCUGUUUUCACUGAUAAUCCACCAGAAACUAAUGAUCAAUUCCCUAAACUUAUAUGGUAUUAUCGUCAACCGGAAAUUCCUGGAGAUGUACCUAUUCCAUCACAAUUAUUACCAAUAAGUCCACCACGUAUGGAAACAUUAUCAAUUCUACCACAAACAGAUUAUAAAAUAGCAAUAUCCUCUGAUACAUACACAUUUAGAGAUGAUAAUGCUGAAUUUCAGUGUCAAGCUUUUAUGAAUGAUGAUGAACCAGUGGAUAAAAUAACUAUUUUCAUACAGAAGAUUCGUGAAAUGUUCAAUGUAAGAGUAUUCGAUGAAGAAUCACGUAGUAAAUUGUAUGUAUUUACUGGUACCUCUAAAACAUUAACAUGUUAUGUUGAUGAUCUUAUUACUGGUGAACGUGUAGAACCAUCAAAUUAUCAAUGGGAAAUGAAUUUAGGUAAUGAAAAUGGUAUAUGGAUAAGAGAUACAGAUCCAAGACAAGGUGCUGAAGAUAUUUCUGGUUGGAGAUCUAAUCAAUUACAAUUAAAUAAAUUACGUUUACCAAGUACAACUAUAUCAGAUGAAUCAGUCUAUGAAGUACGAUGUAUUGCAUCAUAUAAUGCUACUUAUAAUACAUCAUCACAUCCAUUUAUUAUCAAUGUGAGAAAUAAACCAAUGAUUAAAUCAAUACGUAUUGAUCGUGUAAAACCAGAUGAAUCAAUAUUAGAACCAGUUGAUAUGCCUAAAGAUUCAUAUGAUUCAACACAAGAUUAUGAACUUGGUUGUAAACCGGAAGUAACUUCAGGAGAAGCUGUAGCGACAUGGUUUAAAUGUCAAAAUGAUGAUUGUAGUUCAUUAAAAGAAAUUGUAUUAACUGGUGAUAGAUUAUUCUAUUUUGCUAAUUCAACUCGAUAUAUAGAUGAAGGUCGAUUUAGAUGUCAAGUUAGUUUACAAUUAAAAGAAUAUAACUUUAAACUUAUUGAAUAUCAAGAUGUCAUCAUUAAACGUCAAGCUGCUCCAGCAAUUUAUAGUAGUGGAUCAAUCACUUAUACAACUAAUGAUGAAAUGUCAUUACAAUGCACUGAUGAAUCAUCUUCACCUGAAUCAAAAGUAGAAUGGACAUUUGAACCUUCUGGUAAACCUCCUCCUGAACGUAGAUUACCAAAAUUAAUCGGAAAUACAUAUGCUUAUGGAAGAAUUUAUAUAUUUGCAAUUGCAAGAGGUCAACUAAUACCGGAACAUUCAGGAAAGUAUACAUGUAUAGCUACAAAUCCUUAUGGAACAGCUAAUAGUUCAAUUACAGUAACAGUAACUGAAGAUCUUUCACGUGGAAAACUUCGUUUUGUUCGAAGAAUUAUUCGUCGUGCAUUUGCUGGUUAA